Messenger RNA from Daucus carota subsp. sativus, 1653 nucleotides. RefSeq names its product acyl-coenzyme A thioesterase 2, chloroplastic. Gene Ontology annotation, biological process: acyl-CoA metabolic process. Bases 90 to 1535 code for a protein of 481 amino acids. Gene Ontology annotation, molecular function: fatty acyl-CoA hydrolase activity. The transcript has 5 exons. The record is from RefSeq and is a predicted model, not a curated record. NCBI's taxonomy places the organism in Eukaryota, Viridiplantae, Streptophyta, Magnoliopsida, Apiales, Apiaceae.
GAGGGGCGCCACCAAAUUAGGGAAAAUUAGAAGGAAUUGACAGUGGAAUAAAAACAAGAAACAGAUGGUGUGAGCAGGAGGUUGGAAAAAUGAAAACAAAGAAACCAUUUUUCAACAUUCUUUUUGCUGCAAAUUCCUACAAAUCCUCCUCCUCCAUCCCAAAACCAAAACAACCCCCAAUCACCCACAAGCAUGUUCAAUAUUCACACCCCAUAUUCUGGAAAAACAGCAACAACAAGCUGUAUUCAUCAUCCACAACCACCACCCCACCACACCCAGAUUCUGCUAAACCAAACGGUGAUUCCGAUGAGCCCAUUGAUGCGGGUUCUUCGAUACGAAAGCCGAUUAGCUUGUGGCCCGGAAUGUACCAUUCUCCUGUAACCAAUGCUUUGUGGGAAGCUAGAUCAAAUAUUUAUGAACCCAAAAUUCCAGCUCAUGGUAAUAACAAUACUAAUAAUAAUACACAAGUACUUGCGAAAUCCCCCUCGAAAAGCAGGACCAGCGUUGUUUAUAAAUUCUCCACGGAUUACAUGCUUAGAGAACAAUAUCGGAAUCCUUGGAAUAGGAUGAGGAUGGGCAAAUUGGUUGAAGAUCUCGACGCCCUUGCCGGAACCAUUUCUUUUAAGCAUUGUUCCAGUGAUGACACCUUAACAAGCCCCCUAAUAUUAGUCACGGCAUCUGUCGACAGGAUUGCUCUUAAGAAACCAAUUCUAGUUGAAAGGGAUGUCACAAUUGUUGGUUCUGUCACUUGGGUUGGACGUUCGUCUAUGGAAAUUCAAUUGCUCGUCACUCAGGUCGCAAAAGAAGGAUCGGAUGAGACGGACUCAGUAGUUCUUACGGCAAAUUUUACUUUUGUUGCUCGUCAUCCUGUUACGGGAAAGUCAGCACAAAUUAAUCAGGUGAAGCCCGAAACUGAAAAUGAAAGAUUGCUCUGGGAAGAAGCAGAAGAAAGGAACAAAAGGAGGAAGGAGAAGAGAAGAGAACAGGAGAAGAUAGGCGCUGGAGAGGUAGACAGGCUCAAUGCAUUGUUGUCUGAAGGGCGAAUAUUUAGUGACAUGCCAGCUUUGGCUGAUAGAAACAGCAUUCUCAUUUCGGAUACUUGCCAUCACAAUUCUUUGAUUUGCCAACCACAGCAAAGGAACAUUCAUGGCCGGAUUUUUGGAGGUUUUUUGAUGCGAAGGGCUUUCGAACUGGGUUUUGCAACAGCUUAUUCAUUUGCAGGCAGUGCACCACGCUUUGUUGAAGUUGACCAUGUUGAUUUUUUAAAGCCUGUGGAUGUUGGAAAUUUUCUUCGAUUCAAGUCUUGUGUUUUGUAUACGGAACUUGAAAACCCUGAGAAACCUCUUAUAAACGUCGAAGUUGUGGCCCAUGUAACACGGCCUGAAAAGAGGGUCAGUGAGGUAUCCAACAAGUUCUACUUCACAUUCACUGUAAGUACAGAGUCCCUUGGUCAACAAAUACGCAAUGUGGUACCAGCUACUGAGGAGGAAGCACGUAGAGUGAUUGAGCGCAUGGAUGCAGAGACUGAAAGAUGACUUGAGGAAUCUGUUUUCUUUUUGCUUAAAUAGAACAGUAUUUCAAGUGUGGUUAUUCACUUAUCCUAUAUAUUAUAUUUUUGAUUCAUUUUUCUGUUAACUAUAUUUAUCUUUCGUA